AUGGCUUACUUCCACUUCUUACUUUACCUUUUUCUUCUUAUCCUCACUGUUUCUGCUACAGACCAACAACGCCAAACCACAUUCAUUGUUCGAGUUCAGAACGACGCUAAACCUUCAAUAUUCCCGACUCAUAAACACUGGUACGACUCUACCCUCGCUGCUCUUUCCGACCGGAGUCUUCCUUCUUCUCGCAUUAUUCACACAUACGACACAGUAUUCCAUGGCUUUUCAGCUAAGCUUUCUGCUGUAGAGGCUUCCAAGCUUGAAUCUGCUUUUGGAGUUCUCUCGGUUAUUCCUGAACAAGUUCGUCAUCUUCAUACCACGCGUUCGCCGGAGUUUCUAGGGCUUAAGACGUCUGAUAGUGCAGGGUUGUUGAAGGAGUCGGAUUUCGGGUCCGAUCUGGUUAUAGGAGUUUUGGAUACUGGGAUUUGGCCUGAGAGGGAGAGUUUUAACGAUAGGGGGUUAGGUCCGGUGCCGGUUAAGUGGAAGGGAAGUUGUGUUGCCUCCGGAGGCUUCCCGGCGACGUCUUGUAACCGGAAGUUGAUCGGAGCUAAGUACUUCUCUGCCGGAUACGAAUCAACGAAUGGGAAAAUGAACGAAACGGUGGAGCAUCGGUCGCCGCGAGAUUCCGAUGGUCAUGGAACUCAUACGGCUUCAAUCGCCGCUGGUCGGUAUGUUUUUCCGGCGUCAACUCUCGGUUACGCCCGUGGUGUCGCUGCUGGAAUGGCGCCGAAAGCUCGUCUCGCUGCUUACAAGGUCAACGACGGCGUAGACGUUAUAUCCCUUAGUGUUGGUGGCGUCGUUGUGCCCUACUACCUCGAUGCAAUUGCAAUCGGUGCUUUUGGCGCCUCCGAUCACGGUGUUUUUGUCUCUGCUUCCGCCGGAAACGGUGGUCCUGGUGGGCUAACAGUCACAAACAUUGCACCAUGGGUUACUACCGUCGGAGCAGGAGCAAUUGACCGUGUUAGCGUCUACGGUGGCCCCGCAUUGGCGCACCACCGUCUCUACCCACUAAUUUACGCCGGGAACGAAGGUGGCGACGGUUACUCUGCAUCCUUAUGUCUAGAAGGCUCUCUAGACCCUAAUUCCGUACGAGGCAAAAUCGUCUUAUGCGACAGAGGAAUCAAUUCACGAGCUCAAAAAGGCGAAGUCGUUAAGAAAGCCGGCGGCAUGGGGAUGAUAUUAGCAAACGGCGUCUUCGAUGGUGAAGGUUUAGUCGCAGAUUGCCACGUAUUACCUGCUACCUCCGUCGGUGCAUCCUCCGGCGACGAGAUAAGACGUUACAUCACGUCAGCUUCAAAAUCCAAGUCUCCCCCAAAAGCCACAAUCAUCUUCAAAGGAACCAGAAUCAACGUCCGCCCUGCACCCGUCGUCGCGUCAUUCUCAGCCCGUGGACCAAACCCCGAGUCGCCGGAAAUUCUGAAACCAGACCUUAUCGCUCCAGGACUCAACAUUCUCGCAGCAUGGCCGGACAAAGUAGGCCCCUCCGGCCUCGCAUCAGACAACCGGAAAACAGAAUUCAACAUUUUAUCCGGCACAUCCAUGGCUUGCCCUCAUGUUUCCGGACUCGCCGCCCUGUUGAAGGCAGCCCACCCAGGAUGGAGCCCAGCUGCGAUAAAAUCGGCAUUGAUAACAACAGCUUACACACUCGACAAUCGUGGGGAAACGAUGAUAGAUGAAUCCACCGGAAACUCAUCCACAGUGAUGGAUUUUGGGGCUGGACACGUUCACCCACAAAAAGCCAUGGAUCCAGGAUUAGUCUACGACAUCAGUUCAUACGAUUACAUUGAUUUCCUCUGUAAUUCCAAUUACACAACCAAAAACAUCCAAGUGAUUACCAGGAAGCACGCCGAUUGCAGUCGGGCAAAAAAAGCAGGACACACCGGAAACCUUAAUUUUCCGUCAAUGACAGCUGUGUUCCAACUAUACGGGAAGCGGAAAAUGUCGACACAUUUCAUCAGAACAGUGACGAAUGUGGGUGAAGCAAAAUCUGUUUACACUGUGGGCAUAAAGCCACCGAGAGGGAUGAACGUGACAGUGGAGCCGAUGAAGCUUGCUUUCAGGAGGGAGGGGCAGAAACUGAACUUUUUGGUUAGGGUGAAAGUGGUGGCGAUGAAACUGUCCGCCGGAAGUUCCAUUACAAAGAGUGGGUCGAUAGAGUGGUCGGACGGGAAGCAUGUUGUUAGGAGUCCGCUGGUUGUGACAAUGCAAGAACCCCUGUGA
Molecule: messenger RNA, 2223 nt
Organism: Lactuca saligna
Lineage: Eukaryota; Viridiplantae; Streptophyta; Magnoliopsida; Asterales; Asteraceae
Source: the annotation of a GenBank genome assembly